Messenger RNA from Helobdella robusta, 1833 nucleotides. RefSeq lists its product as hypothetical. The record is from RefSeq and is a predicted model, not a curated record. The transcript is spliced from 3 exons. Lineage: Eukaryota; Metazoa; Annelida; Clitellata; Rhynchobdellida; Glossiphoniidae. Bases 1 to 1833 code for a protein of 610 amino acids.
AUGGCUCCAACGUUACAACAGUGCCCCGUCUGCUUUAACCACUAUAGAAGCACUCCAGACGGGAAGUUAUGUCGGCACGGAGGUAAAGUGAAAGGACAGGAAUGCUCGGGGUCCCGGAAAAAAGUUGAUCCAUCGGGCGCGAGGGCUGCUUCGCCUCUCGGUGCCGCACCCGACCCCAGGCCUGGGCUGCCCACACGGUCGUCCGCCGCAUCGGUCUCCGGUGAUCCUCUCGGCCUGGAUUACUCUGGUGUUUUUGAUAAGCUGACGGCCGUGCUGAAAUGUGUACCGGUGUACGACCAUAUCCCUAAGCCAUGCAGGGAGAAGUUCGCACAUGAUCUGAACGCCUUGCUGACGGCUGUUUGUAACGACCCUGGUGACCCGGCUCACUGGGUUAGACUCCACUGUUUUGUCCCAUACGUCUUACAGAAGACUUCCAGAGGAGGUCGCCGGGUCAACCAGGGCAACCUGGUCAACAAGCGUCUAAGCGAAUAUUCAACUAUUGGUCUUGAAACCCUGGUACUGUGCUUUGAUGGGUUCAAUAAUGGCAAAUCACAAAAGCACAACCCCGAUCGAUGGAUCAACGCUGUGUCAUCUUGUAUUGAACAGGGAAACCUGUCUUCGGCGGUCAGACUUAUCUGCUCGCCGGAGGGCCUGGCGGAGAGCUCGCCGGCCACCUUCGAUAAAUUAUGUUCUAUCCACCCAAAAAUUCCGGUGGACAGGCGGGUCUUUCCCGCAUUGACACCAACGGCUGGUUGCGUUUCUUCCGCCGAGGUGCUGAGGGCCGUUAAAUCUUUCAAAAACGGUUCUUCUGGAGGCCUGGAUGGCCUACGACCCCAGCACCUUAAGGAUGUUUUUUCAGGUCCCUUGCCAAUUGACGACACACUGAACUCCUUAACCCAAUUCAUUAAUUUGAUCCUAUCUGGAGCUUGCCCACUCUCCGUCCGCCGGCGACCGGACGGAUGCACGCUAAUACCUUGGAGAGCCGGCAGAUGUUUGGCGUGGGAUGUUACGGUCCCUGGCACCCUCGCCGAACGUUACGUAAACCUGACAAGUAAAGAAUGCGGUUUGGCCGCGGCCAGGGCAGCGGACGAGAAAAUGAAAAAAUAUGGGACUGCCCUCCCCUCGAUGGAAUUCUUGCCAAUAUGCAUCGAGGUUCUCGGCCCGAUGGACCCCAACACCCUUAAAUUUCUUAAGGAAAUAGGCAAAAGAAUCAGUGUCAGAUCAGUAGCAAAUGGUGAUAGGUUGAACCAGAUCAACAGCGUCGACAAUACGCUCGAUAAAUCAUUUGACAAUUUCAAGCAGCAGAUGAAUGAAUCUUGGACUGAUAUAGUCAAACAGGGUAUCGAUGCGGUUAAAAAUGACGUCAAGGUUGUGCAGCGUACCCUCGAAGUGCUGAAUACUAUCAAAGAGAGAGAAAACAACGUCAUUAUUUUCAACUUAAUUGAAUCUAAUAGAAAGGACAAUGAUUCAGUUUCUGCUAUUUUGCGCUCUCUCACUGAUAACUCUAUCAAGGAUGAUGAUAUUUUAAGAGUCACCAGACAAGGGAGGAAAAUUGAUGAUUCAAAAACUCCACGUCCAGUUAUUGUUAAAUUCGCCAGUUUUGUCAUCAAAAACAGAGUCAUGCGUAGUAUUUCGAAAAUUAAGUCUCUCGAGGGUGAAUUCAACAAAAUCAAAAUCAGUCAUGAUCUAACACAUGAUCAUCGCGUUGAGCUGCGAGAAUUGAUUGUCGAAGCUAAAACUAAAGAAGCUAAUGAUGGCCAUUUUUUAUACAGAGUGAGGGGCCAAGUGGGACGCUGGAAAAUAGUAAAGCUUAAAAAAACUGCAAUCAUCUAG